AUGCCCAGGGCUUUCCUAACGCCCGUCUCUUCGAUGUCUCUCUCCCAGAGCUAUCUGUUGUUCUUCUCCUCCGAGUACGAACUUCACGAAUGGAGGGAGAACAUCGAGAGGCUGAAAAACAACAGCCUGCAGCCUUUCCCCCUGAGCCCGGACGAGACCCACAGCAUCAUCAACAGUUACAUCCUGCAGCACCCGACCACCAACCUGCCCCUCUACAGCCCCAUGGAAGAGGGGGAGGAGGCGGCUCUGAGGGGGAUCCUCAGUUUGAGCAUCAACUCGGUCUCAGGAUUCACCAAACCUCACCAUAUUUACUGCUGCUUCGAGGUGGACUGUCAUGGCUACUUUGAGAAAAAGGCCCAGACAACUGUGCUGCAUGAGGACAGGUUCCCCACCUGGGAGGAGGAGAUCGACUUGCAGCUGGAUGGAGCUCAUUGGUUGAGAGUCCUCCUAUGGGAGCAGCACGAUUACCGGAUCACCAGUGAGCAACAGGAUCGAUCGGAGGGCGAUCGACUGCUGGGGACCUCACAGAUCCCGCUGGACCCCAAGAAUCUGCUUCCGAAGGAAUGGAAGGCGUUGACAAUUGACCUCAAUGGGCACCAGCUCUCGUGCACCGUCUCGUACCUUCAGCAGAACCUCAGCCAAUUGGAUGAGCUCUCAGGAGCGCCCCGCGGAAUAUUUGGGGUUCCCAUCAGCAUUGUCACUUACCGGGACCACUCCCGCAUUCCCCUGCUCGUGCGGCACUGCGCCGAGGACGUGGAGCGCCGUGGCCUCAAGGAAGUCGGGAUCUACCGCGUCUCGGGAAUAGCGACGGACGUCCAGGUCCUGAAGGCAGCUUUCGAUAGCAAUGUCAAGGAGGCCGUGACGAAGCUGAAAGAUAAUGACAUUCAUGUUGUCGCUGGGACCCUGAAGCUUUACUUGCGAGAGCUGCCCGAGCCCCUCCUCACCCAUGAGCUGAUCCCCUCCUUUGUGAGUGCAGCCGCACAGGAAGAUCCCGCAGAGAAGGAUAACCAGAUGGUGUCCCUGCUCCAUCAGCUUCCGGAGGCGAAUCUCAACACCUUCAUCUACAUGAUGAAGCAUCUCAAAACGUCCAGGUUAUCUAUUACUUUCUGUCCAGGGAGAGGCUCGCUCUCUUCGAGCGGGAGCUAGGCCGAGGAUCGGUCACCGCGGCGACGUGAGGCCUAGCGCCACCCGGGAAGCCUGACCUGUAA
Molecule: messenger RNA, 1208 nt
Organism: Stegostoma tigrinum
Lineage: Eukaryota; Metazoa; Chordata; Chondrichthyes; Orectolobiformes; Stegostomatidae
Product: active breakpoint cluster region-related protein-like
Exons: 11
Coding region: 1-1146 (381 amino acids)
Biological process (GO): signal transduction; positive regulation of GTPase activity
Cellular component (GO): membrane
Molecular function (GO): GTPase activator activity
Source: RefSeq, a predicted model, not a curated record